This is a messenger RNA of Effrenium voratum, 1368 nucleotides long. The record is from the annotation of a GenBank genome assembly. NCBI's taxonomy places the organism in Eukaryota, Dinophyceae, Suessiales, Symbiodiniaceae.
UUUGCGACUCUGAUCCGAUUUUCUCUAGCGCAAACACCUCCGUCUUCCGGUUUUCGAGCAUCCUGAGCCAUGGACCGCAAGGUGUUGCUCCCCCUGUUUUUGCUGCUGGCGGCGGGCGAGAACCUGGACGCCUCGCUGUCAAAGGACGACCAGUGCGAUGCCACUGGCGAUUGCGCCCUUCAGGCGCUGCAGACCAAAGGCCUCUCCACCGAGGAUGGGGCAGGGUGUCCCGCUGGCCUGGGCCGCAGCGUCGGCGGCACGCCGUGCCGGCCUUGCCCGGAGGGCACCUAUAGCGAGGAAGGCUCGGCGGUGUGCACGCGGUGCACUGCGGGCACCUGGAACGACCGCCGGGGCGCGGGGAAGAAGUCCCUCUGCGAGCCUUGCCCAGUAGGCACCUGGAGCAGCCAGGAGGGCGCCAUCUCCCUGCUUGCCUGCAUGGAGUGCCCAAAGGGGACCUUCAGCAACCGCACGGCCCUGGGCUCCCAGAGUUUGUGCGACCGCUGCCCCGGGGGCACUUGGAGCGACGUGGCCGGGGCCUCCUCGGAGAGCGUUUGCCAGAAGUGCACUGCGGGUAAGUGGAGUCCCCAAGUGGGCGCCGACCGGGAGUCGGUCUGCGUGCAGUGUCCCAUGGGCCGCUUCAACGUCGAGGAGGGCGCGGCGGAGCCCACGAAGUGCAAGGCCUGCAAGGCUGGCACCUGGAGCGCCCAGGAGGGCGCCAACACCACCGAUGUGUGCACGCCCUGCUCGGCCGGCAGGUGGAGUCCAGCCACAGGCGCCACGACGGAGGCGACCUGCGCGGAGUGCUCCCAAGGCACCUGGAACGAUGCGAAGGGCUCCUCCACGGUGCGGUCCUGCAAGAAGUGCGGGCCGGGCACCUACAGCGAGGACAUUGCCGCCACCAACGCAAACGUGUGCCUUCCCUGCCCGGAAGGCACCUACCAGCCCAUCCUGGCGGCGGGGAACCGCACUUUGUGCAUCCCCUGCGCCGUGGGGAAUUACAGCAAGAGCGUGGGUGUGGCGAUGUGCAAGCGCUGCCCUUUCGGUAGCUACGGGAACUCCUUCGGGCUGACCAGCUGCGUGAAGUGCCCCAAGGGCACCUGGACCCGCGCGCAGGGCUCCAUCCGCGCGGACCAGUGCUCCUCCUGGGUGAAGCCCCAGGCAGGGCAGAUGGAGGAGGAAAAAGAUGCGGAGCCUGAGGAGGACAUCAAGGAGGAGUUUGGAGGAUUGACUGGCCAGUGAGGCAGGGUCGAUGGAGCACAUCGAGCCUCAGAAAGCGGCUGGUUUUGUUUGCGACCAAUUUGACUCGCCCCAUGGUGAAGAUUGCUGCUGUAGAUCUUCGGGGUGUAUUUCUUGUUGCAGGUUGGUGAC